Messenger RNA from Brugia malayi, 1920 nucleotides. RefSeq lists its product as uncharacterized. Lineage: Eukaryota; Metazoa; Nematoda; Chromadorea; Rhabditida; Onchocercidae. Gene Ontology annotation, molecular function: cysteine-type endopeptidase activity. Gene Ontology annotation, biological process: proteolysis. The transcript is spliced from 14 exons. The record is from RefSeq and is a predicted model, not a curated record. The coding region runs from base 1 to 1920 and encodes 639 amino acids.
AUGUCAUCAGUAGCAUCUCUCCAAGAAUAUGAUUUAUCAACUAAUCUAGCUGAACUGCCGAUCGGUUUGCAUUGGCGUCUUGCCAGUUCUUUGAAUUUUCAAACUGUGUGGAUGAAAGUGAUCGGCGAUUCGACGAGCAGUCCAUUCAGUUUAAGUGUUUCCGAAUAUGACCGUAUUUUACGAUCUGAAAAUCAAGGCUCAUCUCUUUUAUACUUGUGGGGCAAUCGUGGACAGAAUGUAAGACAUUUGCUGCUGAGACUUCAAUCAUUUUCGAAAAUGCACGGGACAUCUUUAGAUGGACCCCAAUUAGCACUGAGACGCAAAUUCGUGCCAGUAAAAUGGUCAGCUGAUGAGCAGAUUACGGUUAAAGUAAUAGGUGCUGAUAAUUGUAUGUUGCAACUUUUUUGCCAUGCUCGUGGUUUUCCUUGGCCUCAUUUUCAAUGGAUGGAAAAUGAUAAGGAUAUAGAUUGUUCAAACGGAAAAGCACUAAUCAUUUCUAGAUGCAAAUGUCGAAAAGGACUGAUGUAUAGGUGUAGAAUAUGGAAUGAGAUUGAGGAAGGUUUUGAAUAUUCGACAUUUUAUCGGAGACCGGGAAAAUCAUUUCACUCAAAAUUAAUAACGAAGCCAGUGGACUUAUCAUUAUUCAUAACUGCCAAUGUAACAGUAGACUCUUGCAAACGGUGUAGCGCGUAUAAGAAUUUGAAUUUAUCGACCGAUUUCUUCAGAACUGUGCAAAAUGAAGGCAAUAUAGGUGGAUGGAACGCAGAAUUGAUUGCUACGGAUAAGGUUGCAUUAAUUAUAGGCAACUGCAACUACAUCAAUCUUCCAAGUUUAGUUACGCCUCACUGUGACGCUGAAAUGUUUGCAGAAUCCUUGCAAAAUCUUGGUUUCAAAACUGUUGCGCUUGGAGAUUUAAAUCUUGCCGAAAUGCACUUCUUUAUCAAAGAGUAUCGCAAACUUCUUGGUGACGGGGUGUAUGCUGUGUUUUACUUCGUUGGUCAUGGUUUUGAGAAAAAUGGAAAAAAUUAUUUAUUGGCCGUAGAUGCACCAAGUGUUGACUGCAAAAUGACUGAAUGUAUUUCUGUUGAGUGGGUUCUGUCUGUUUUCGAAGAUUCACAUCCAGCUUUAAAUCUAAUACUCCUCGAUGUAUGUCGGAAAAAUGUGAAAUGCGUUGGAUGUCUAGAUGAUGCAGAUAACGAGCAAAUACCAAAGAUAGCGCGCAAUACUGUCUGUGGAUAUGCAACUAGCAGCGGAGUUAGUGCUUUUGAAGUACAUGGAGAAAGGAAUGGUGUCUUCAUGAAGCAUUUAUUACAACAUAUAGCUGAUGAAGCAACAGUUCUUGAAAUGCUAACGAAGACAUUCCAAGAAAUCUCAAAUGAUACUAGGAUUUGUGAUGUACAGAUUCCGGAACUUAAGUCAAAUUUGGUUUUACCACGUGGACUACGAGAUCCGCUUAUUUGUUAUGGUCAUACAGCAUCUUUCAAUUGCCAUACUCUUUACUGGCGCUAUAUGCACGAGUUGCCGAGUCCGAUUAACGUACAGUUUACGGAUCAAAACAUGUUUGUUAUCAUUUGGUAUGACUAUGUUGGGCAUUUUACAAACAAAGUGUAUAUAUUUACUAGUGUUAAUGAUCUAUCUGAUAAAAACAGUGCGGGAGGUUUGAAGCCAUUGCCUACCAAAUUUUCGCAUGUUGCUCAUUUACAUUUUCCCAAGCAUGUCGAUGUGUCGGCAGAGAGGAUAAUAGAAGAUGGUAAUGAUGGUGUUUCAAUAUCUGUAAUGCUAUCAAAUUUGCAGCGUUUAAAAGGAACCGUAUUGUUCUCGGUAGAUCUUGCUAGUCGGAAAGAUGACGUUGUUAUAGCAUCGAAAAGUAAUUUGUCACUGGGUGAUGUGUUGGUUACAAGGAUUUAUAGAGUAGAAUGA